This is a messenger RNA of Pygoscelis adeliae (Adelie penguin), 2111 nucleotides long. It is a transcript of the gene NMI, whose product is annotated as N-myc (and STAT) interactor. The record is from RefSeq and is a predicted model, not a curated record. Gene Ontology annotation, cellular component: cytoplasm. The transcript has 9 exons. The coding region runs from base 1 to 1149 and encodes 382 amino acids. NCBI's taxonomy places the organism in Eukaryota, Metazoa, Chordata, Aves, Sphenisciformes, Spheniscidae.
AUGGAUUUAACAAGUCCCCAGCUACCUUUAAAAGAUAAUGGUUUUAACAUGACAACCCUCGACCUUUUUGGCUCAUCAAAAGAUGAGAUGGAAGGACUUAAAGAAGAACUGAAGAAAUGGAAGGAAAGAGUUGAAAAAGCUGAAAAAACAAAAGCUGACCUUCUUCUCUGUAAAUUAAGUGCUAAUGAAGAGCAUGUUAAAGCAGAGGAGGAGCUGAUAAAGCUAAAGGACCUUCAAGAGAAACAGCAUAAGGACAUUAUUAGGUCUAGAGACACCCAUGAGAAAGAACUCUGUGUACUAAACCAAGGAAACAUCGAGCUGAAGAGAGAGAUUGAAAAGCUCAAAGAAGACCUUGCAGAAUGUAGUUCAGCGCUUUCGCGGGAUAGUCGGAUUAAAAAAAAGGUAGCAGAAAUGAAAAUGAAGUUCACUCACAUGGAAGACGUGAAGGAUGAUUAUCCAGAUACGAAUACUCGCUGUGUUUUUGGUGUAACUACAAAAAUCCCAUUCACACUGAGUCAAAACCAGGCACUGCUCACUUUUGAAGAUGAAGAAGUUGCCCAGAGACUGAUAAAAAUGGGUAAGCAUACUGUGAACCUGGACAACAAAGUAGCAGACGUGACAGUGAAGCCUUUUACACUUGAAAUGGGAAUCAGAUUUGAGCUCCAUGUCACUAUUUCUGGAAAGAAGAUCAACAUUUCAGAAAUACCUGCGCUAUUAAUUCCUGAAGACUGGAUAAAAGACAAAUUAGAGCUGAAUUUCUACAAAUCUGAACAGGGAGGAGGAGGAGAAGUAGAAAAUGUGAACUAUGACAAGGAGUCUGGAACAGCUGUUAUUACGUUCCUCAGACCUGGAGCAGCUAACGGCUUUGUGAGAUGUACUAAAUAUCCUUUCUUUGUAAAUGGAAGGUGCUAUUUGCUUUCUGUGUCCCCAAACACCGACGUACAUUUGGAAAAGUUUCAGCUCUAUCAUGGGAUUUCUAAGAAGACCAUUCUGUUGCAAGGAAUUAAAGAGACGGAAGAGGAUGAGGAAAGUAUACAGGACAUGAUUGAAAUUCAUUUUCAGAAGCCUAGUAAUAGUGGUGGGGAAAUAGAGAAAAUCAAGUAUGUAUCAAAAGGAAUAACGUGUGUUUGUUUUGAGGAGGAUACUUAGAAUGCCGUAUAGAAGUUGUAGAUCGAACUCAUGAAGUUCUGAGUUUUUGCUUCAUCAGAGGCAUAGGAAGUAUCCUGGUUUAUGCAGAUAUGUGCUUUAAUGCUGUGAAAUUUAUAUUUGAAAAAGAGGAGCUACCUGGCUUUCUGAUUUGUGUAACGGCACAGACUUUGCGUAGAAAUUCAGCAAAACUCACUGCUUGGUGUUCCAGAGGUUCCCGAUUGAAGUCACAGAAAAAGCCUUUACCAGCACUUGAAACUUAAUGUAUGAUUGCUUUCUGCAAAUUUGCAGAUUUUGUAUUUUGCAAAUUUUAGAUCGGUCACAUACUCCAAAGUGGGAUAAAUCUAGUCCUUCUUACAUUUUGGUUACAAAAGCCGUAUGUAAUCCCAACCAAAAGCGUCUUCACAGACCUGCUUUUUUAAAGUGCCAUAGCUUCAGAAGGUAGCUCUGACAGAACUCCAGUCCUGCUGAGGUUGCUGUGUGCCACCAUAACUCAAACACCUGAAAGCAGUUAUCCUGUAAUUUCAUAAAAUAUGCGUUGUCAAAUUAGUGAUAAAAUUAAAAUAGGAAAAGGGAGAGUGCAAAACCACCACAGAUUUACUCAAGAAAUCGCACCUUACAGGAAAUGCCAUAGCAGUAAUACUGCUUUUAGCUGUCGAAACGCUGUUACUUCUCCUAGGAUCCGCUGCAAAUUCUGCUGAGCCUCUGAUAAGUUAAUAGCCUGGUUUUAUUGUUUGGUUUUAAUAUUUGCUUCUACAAUUAUAUCUUUCCUCAUUUGUGUUCAUGAUUUUGCUUACUUUAAAAUAUUACAGUUGAGAAUUGAGAUGAUUCUUUAUCUAAAACAGAUUGCUUUGUAACAACGCUGGUGUAACAGUCUAUUUUGCUGCGUGUGACUGGCCGGGUGGCUGGCUGUGGGAGGCAGUUCUUCUUCCAGUUCUCAUUCUAAAAGAUCUUUGAAAUAAAAU